Trifolium pratense (red clover) is the source of this 2587-nucleotide messenger RNA. Its product is annotated as F-box/kelch-repeat protein At3g23880-like. The record is from RefSeq and is a predicted model, not a curated record. The transcript has 2 exons. Gene Ontology annotation, molecular function: protein binding. Bases 1514 to 2587 code for a protein of 357 amino acids. Lineage: Eukaryota; Viridiplantae; Streptophyta; Magnoliopsida; Fabales; Fabaceae.
UAUAUAUAUAGACACACACACGCGUGUGUUUAUAAACAUUUAACGGAUUCAUAUUCGCUUUCAAAUUUUAUUUGAGGUAUUCUCAUGUUCAGGUUCUUGAGUUUCACAAAAAGUUUCUUAAUUUCUUAUUGUUGAUCUAAUUAUGUUGAAUCUUUGAGUUAUUUGUGUUAGCAUGAUUUCCAAAUUUCCUUCAAUUUUUGAGGCAAAUUGAAUGAAAUUUUGAAGUGCUAGAGUUGUUGGAAAAUUUCCAGAACUUCAUCAAAUUCAUCUUCUGCAUUUUGUUGGAAAAGACAGUCAUAUUUUAUUUUGUGUUAUUUUAUUAACACUUACUCAAAUAUGAAAAUUCAAAAACCAAAACAACUUAAAAAAUUUAUAGGGAUUUAAAUUUGGAAUUAUUUUGGUGGUCCACGGCGGUCGUCGGAGGUUGAAACUAGUUUAGGUAUAGGUACAAAAUUGUUACACGUCAGUCUUUCAUGUGUUUUAGUUAUGAAUAUUUUAGUGGAUAUCAUUAGUCCACUCGAUGUAUUUUCUAUGGAUAUGACUCAUAUUGCAAAUAUAUAUGUGUGAAGAGAAUAAUCCAAAUCUUUGUAUAAAAAGAGAAAAUAAUACAAAUCUAUUCUCUCUCCAAUUCAUUUCCAAAAAAAAAAAGCUAUAAUAGAAACUAAAAAAAAAACAUAAAACUUAAAAAAUUAUACAUUUAUGUAUCUUUUCUAACAAAUAACAAAAACUUUAGCUGCUCUUUCUCCUCUUCUAACCCUCAACCGCCACAAACUUUAGCUAGGGUCAAGGAUUUUGAUUUGCUACUGUAGUAAUAUCACGAAAUUACACGUUGUAAUUAAUCUUGGUCGUUGAUUUAAGAUCGGACGAUGCACAUUAUAUAUGUAUUAAAACAAUCACAACCAUUCAUUCAUAUGAGACGGUUGAGGCUUUAACUGUGUUGUUGUAGUUAUAGGGAUCUGUUUCUCAAUUUAUGCCUAGAAUCACCGCUCCAAAUUGUUUUGUCUUGUAGUGCGAUAGUGAGUUUGUUCGCAAAUAAAUCCUAUUUGUUUUUUUAGCGAUUUUAAAUUUGUAUUGCAUCGACGUACUCUAUCGUCAAUUUAAUUUUUUGGAUCUUAUAAAUAUCACAACUUUCUUUUUUUGAACAAAACUAUGUAACUUUCACUUUUAGGCUUUAUAAAAAAUUUCAACAAAUUUUAAUUUCUCAAAUAUUUUUUAUAUGGUGGCUGUAACCAAUUUCUCUUGAUUAAUAAUAUCUUUUGAUUAAAAAAAAAGACAGAAGAUCUAUAAAAAAAUAAAAAUAAAAACUAAACACAGAAGAUUGUGACAAAAAAUAUUUGGACUAAAACUUAUUAAAAUUUCUCAUGGAAUUAAAAACAAAAUUGGUGAUCUUUAUAGAUACCAAAAUUUUACUUAACCGAAAACUAUAUAAAUCACAUCUUCCUUCAUCCCCAAGUUUGACGUAUUAGGGUUACGUUACUUCACAACUACCAGCAUAGGCAUAUGUUCCUCUCCAAUGAUGAAUACGCCUCCAGAUGUGUUCCUCUCCAAUGACCUUCUCGCCCAAAUCUUAUCAUUCCUCACUGUCAAAUCUCUCACUCGACUGCGAUGUGUGUGCAAAAAUUGGUACUCCUUAAUCUCCGAACCCUCUUUCAUCAAAUUACACCUUCACCAAUCCAAAAGAAACAACCCUCACACUACACUUUUGCUCCAAUUUGGUUCCAAGGACAUCUUUUCCGUUGUUAUUCACUUCCCCUUAACUCGUUUAUUCAAGAAUCCAUCCAUAACAAUUACUCACGAUUCUAAUCACUUGUCCACGAAGAAUGACUGUAACAAUUUUGUUGGUUCCUGCAAUGGAUUGCUUUGUUUUCGCAGUAAUCCUUCCUACAAUAUAGGAGAUAUCUUACUCCGAUUUGAGAACCCUGCAACAAAGUUAUCUAACAAAAUUAGGGUUUAUGACUGUAAUUAUAGAAAGCGUAGUCGUGUGGAUUUUGUGUUCAAUCAAGUUAGAAUUUAUAAAUAUUCCUUCGGUUAUGUUAAUUCAAAUGACACUUAUAAGGUUGUGGCGUCUUGUCUACGGGGAAAAGGGAAAGGAACCGAGGUGAAAGUUUUUAGUUUAGGUGAUAAUGUAUGGAGAUAUAUUCAAGAUUUUCCCGUGGAUCCUUUGCGCAUUCGUUUUCCAUUUGUGAAUGAUGGUGUCUAUGUUAGUGGCACGAUUAAUUGGCUGGCAAUUCGAAAUAAUGAAGUUUAUGAUUGGAAAUCUAUUACUAUUGACCAAUUUGUUAUCAUAUCUCUUGAUUUAGGGAAAGAGACAUACCGCCAGUUGUUACCUCCUCGAGGUUUUGAUAUAGUGCCACAUGUGGAGCCGUCUGUUUCUGUGUUGAUGGAUCGCCUAUGUUUUUCUCAUAAUGUUAACGGAAAAUAUUUUGUUAUAUGGCAGAUGAAAGAAUUUGGAGUUGAAGAGUCAUGGACUCCAUUACUUAAAAUUGGUUAUUCGAGUCUUCGUGGUCUGACCAUUGCUAUGUUUCUUUUGUGUGUCAGGUUAUCUUCAAUUAGAACAGAGCUUCAUGCCAUUGAGGAAAUUACGUAA